CGGAAGGGGCGCCUCCCUCAGUCCGGGGAAGUGCGCUACGCUGAGAAGGUGUGCAGGUAGGAGUGGGAGAGAAAGGCCAAAGGGCAGAGUGGGAGGCCGCCAGCACCGUCCGCAUAACAAGAUGGCAGCAGCAGCAGGUUUGUCUCGCCACCCGCUCCUCCUGCUGCAGCGCCACCGUCGUCCACUCCAGUGAUCCUUCUUAUUGAACUGUCGAAACCCAGGCGAGUAGACAGUAGUGUUAUUGUUGGGAUAAUUCACACAGCCACGCCACCACCGACGGAAGUAGCAACGGGAGGUAUUUGUGCGAAAGUAACAAAGCCAUAAAUCUCUAGUUACGCGUGGCACGGCGCCAGUUGUGAUGCAAUUAGAAUAAUAUGAUAAAUAACACGGAAUCCAGUAGCGAACGCAAAUUAUUAUUCAUGAAGGCAAUCAAGUGCAGUUGCUCCCGCAAAGAACAAAGUGCAUAACGUUGAAGUCCCGUCCUUCCGCCAUUUUGAAAAUCUGCACCUCGGAGCUGGCCAACCAGAGCAGCUGACCGAGUGAGCGAGAAGAGAGUCGCAGGCCGGGAGAGUGGAAGCUGGGAGAGUGGCGGCGGGAGAGGUGAGGUGGUAGUGGCAGUGUGGGAGAGAGCGAUAAGGGGCUGCAGGCAGUACGGUGGCCACUUGAACAAGAGCACCUAGACCCAAGAGGACAGGAAACUGUUCGUGGGCAUGCUAAGUAAACAACAGACAGAAGAGGAUGUACGGCAGCUCUUCCAACCCUACGGGAACAUUGAGGAAUGCACCAUACUGAGGGGGCCGGAUGGCGCCAGUAAAGGUUGUGCGUUUGUAAAGUACGGGUCGCACACAGAGGCUCAGGCCGCUAUCAACACACUCCACGGUAGUCAGACAAUGCCGGUAAGUCGCACUGGUGCAUCUUCGAGUCUGGUGGUGAAGUUCGCAGAUACGGAGAAAGAAAGGCAACUGCGACGCAUGCAACAAAUGGCUGGAAAUAUGGGUCUCCUCAACCCCUUUGUCUUCAACCAGUUUGGCGCCUAUGGGGCCUACGCUCAAGUAAAUGUGUCAGAGCAGUUCAUGCAGCAGCAGGCAGCACUGAUGGCUGCUGCUUCACAGGGUACCUACAUCAAUCCUAUGGCAGCCCUUGCUACCCAGAUGCCCCAUGCUGCUGCGCCCUUGGCCAAUGGCAUUACCAGCCCAGUCGUCCCGCCCACUUCUGCAUCUGUGCCACUGGUGUGGGACAUACAGAGUUCAAAAGUUGGUGCCAGUCAAGCUCAGCCCGUAAACGGCGCAUUGCCCUCCAUGCCUUCCCCUACGAUGCAGAAUUUCAAUAUAGCUCCUCAGCCAGGGCCCAAUAGCCAGCCAGGCGGGAGCGAGGGGGCUGUGUUUGCCAAUGGCCUCCCUCAAACCUUUGCUGCACCCCAGCCAAUCCCUAAUGGUGAAGCCGCCACACUGCAGCCUUCAGCAGCCUACCCGGGCAUGCCUUACUCCGGUGUUGCUGUGUAUCCUGCGCCCGUGUACGGCCAGUACGCCCAGGCGCCCUCACCCCAGCUGGCGCCCAUGCCUCACAACAAGGUCGAAGGUUGUUCCAUCUCGGGACCAGAGGGCUGCAACCUCUUCAUCUACCACCUGCCACAGGAGUUUGGUGAUGCUGAGCUGAUGCAGAUGUUCCUUCCUUUUGGAAAUGUGAUCUCCUCCAAGGUGUUCAUUGACAGAGCCACCAACCAGAGCAAGUGCUUUGGUUUUGUGAGCUUCGACAACCCUGCCUCGGCUCAGGCUGCUAUCCAAGCGAUGAAUGGCUUCCAGAUUGGCAUGAAGCGCCUAAAGGUUCAACUCAAGCGACCCAAGGAUGCCAAUAGACCCUACUAACGGCCGCACUCAGUAGGGGAGACCAGGGGCAUCUGAUGGUGAAGCUGUUCUUGAAGAAGAUGGCUCCGUGUUUAUCAUAGCUUGAAUAUGACAUUUAUAUGAAGUAUUAGGAAUCCAAAGCCUAGGUUGUAAGUUAAAAAAAAAAGAGAAGAAAAUACUUGAAAAAAUAUAACUUUCUCUGCAAGAUGAACAUUAUUCCCAUAUUUCUAUACUACAAGUGCUACAUAUACGAGUCCAGAGAGCUUGAGUUGCUACACAGGCUGCGGAAGGCCUCAGAGGUGGCAAGAAAGGGAUGGUUUCUAAAACACGGAUUGCUAAUUUUUUCCUACUUUUUUUAUAUAUAUUUUUUUAUUUUUUUAGAGAGAGAGAAAUACAGUGAUUGGAAGUCCACAAUUGAGGCCUGUGCUGCUGUGUACACAAACUGUAUAUACACUGUACCGAGCUAUUGCACGGUACCAAAAAAAAAAAAAAAAAGGAUUUGGGACUGGAGGUCCCUCUCCUCUCACAUGUUGAUAGCCAUGUUAUUACUGAGAGUAUGGAAACAAUAUUUUUAAUAUUAAUAAGCCUUCUGUUAAAGUUAUAUUACGUAUCAUAAUAUUUCAACUAUAUCAUAUUGUUAAGAAUAGUAGUAUACUUAAGACGUGCUCUAUCAGCUCUACGCCAUUUUGUGCGAGUUGGCCGGGUGAUGUGGAUCUCCCAGCACCGGAUGUGUCCUAACCCGCCCCGCUGACGGGUUGCUCCUUCAGGGUACUAAGUGUUGCGUGUCUCGUGUCUGUUGCCUCACGCCCUGCGCUGUGCCCGGGCGCCCACGCAGCUGCCACCCCCUUGGCUGUCGUCUCAUGGCUCAGUAAAUGCCCAUGUUUUUACCUGGUAGUCUGUGGGUGUACUGUCCACAAGUGCUUAGCUUGAAACUGGGCCACUGUAGCAGUGAUGCCACGUGCACUGGUGCUCCUCACGCCAUUUUGCGUGCCGUGUGGCCGGGCGGGGCACCACCCACCCCACCAGACCAGGGCGCUAAGGUCUCUUCCCAGCUCCACAGUUGGACAACCAAAGUGAUGGCCUCAAAGGGUUUAGAGGCCCCUAGUCUAGUGUCAAACUAGAGGAUUAGCUUCUCUAUACCUGUAGAUGCCUAUAGAUACAUAGAUUAAAGCGCUAGAUAGCUUUCAAGUAUAGAGGAAGUCUCAUAAAGACACAUUGUAUAUAUGCUGAAGGUAACUUGGUAGGACUAUUGACCCUGCAUUUGAUCAUAUGUACAGUGGAUAGCAUAUUCACUAGACUAAGGGUACCAACGCUUAUCUCCAGUCAAUUUUAUAUCAUGAUAUAUUUUUAAAUCAUUUGUAUCCAAUGGUUUAAUAAGAUUUGUGCAUUUCUUUGUGGCUUAGAUUUUUAGACAUCUGUAUGUUUGUCAGAUCAAAGUGGCAUUAUUUUCUAGUCAAGGUGUACUUGUUAUUUUUUUAAAAGAUUACAGUUUUUGCAGCGAUCUUUCAUCUAUGAUCUCAGACAUUCCAUCUAGUCAUUAUUAUUGUUUUAUCCACCUUCUUGGGAACUUAAUUCCCCCACCCCUCCCCAUUAUUAAUAUACUAUAUGUCAUCCACAUAACUUUUGAACCAUUGACAGAAAUGUGCCAAGAGAGUUCAAGAUGAUUUUUCCAUUACCUGGUCUAUUUUAUUUGUUUCAUAUAUUUACAUGUUAUACACCCUUGUGGUUUAGGAGUAAGAAUUACUCAUUUCUGAAAGAAUGAAGCUGUUUCUCUGACAUAGCAUAUCUAGUCCAAUAUGUACAUACGCACCAUUGUCAGGCUGCAUUAUGCUAUGGCUGCUCUGUGGAAGAGACUGUUUGCACUUCAAUCUUCACUUGAGUAUCUGCUUAUUGACUGUUGGACAAUGGCUAACAACAUAGUUGUUAUAUCAUGAACUGAAGAUUGAUACCAACAAGUAUGUAGCAGAGUGACACAGUAAUAGGAAUAUGAUUUUCUUACUGCAACAUGAUUAUUAUCUUAACCUUGAGAUUAAUGUCUAAUAUAAUCUUGAGUAUGGUUAUAUAGGUGUUCGAAGAAUAAUACAACAAGAAAAAUGUCUCUUUCCCAUAGCAGGCUGGUGUAAUAAGUCUGCGCCACUGUAAUAUUACAUAGGCCCUAUUGCCUCGCUCAUGCUGGCAUCUUGUUUUAAGCGUGAUUGGAGUUUGUUUGUCAAGCUUAAACUCAGCAUUUCAUAAGUUUACCAAAGUUAAUUCGUUAUAUUGUAAACAAGAUGGCAGUAAAUGAGUACAACAGGGAUAUUAUUAAGGAUUGUAAGGAGAUAGCCACACCAAAGAAAUAAGAGAAAAAUACUUAAAGAAUAGUUUUAGUACAUCACGUUUAGAAACUGCGUAGCAUAUAAUUUAUUAUCAUUUAUUUAUUUAUUGCUUAUAAUUUAUUAAUACAAUUGCCGAAAGGAGAGUGUAAUCUUCAGUGGUUAGUUUUCAAGGCCGUAUGAAAUCUAGUUGUUUUCGGGACCAAUUUUAGUGUCUUUUGGUCAAUUCGUGUAACAUGGUGUCGUUCAGUGACGUGUUGUAUUCGUUUGAAACUUUGAACCCAUUUUUGAGGUAUGUUUAUGAAGCCCUUGGACUACCAUAAGAUACACUCUCUAGUAUAUUGCUAAUACUUAGCCCCUAUAAAUUUUAAGGAUAUUGGUAAAUGCCCGCAUAUUAUAAAGUAUUCAUUUUCGUAUUAAUGGAGGAAAUCAGGAGGCCCAUACCUGCUACUAUAAGUUAAUUUUUUCAGCAAAAUGUCAGGCCUGUUGAAGAGACAAAAUGGUCAAUUUUUUGGACAAGCAUCUCAUUGGCUCAGGAGCUGAGAGUACUUGUGCAUCACUCAAUAAUUAUGAGUGUGUGGAUUUAUUCCCACCAGAAUGGUAUAAAGUGUUUCCAGUGAAGACGGCUGGUGACCUUUGAUGAUGACUGCCUUUGGUGACUUGUGUAACUAGUGGUUAGCAGGGCCCCAGCAUAUCAGUGUUGCGCCUCCUCUGGCCUUGCCUGGUCUUUGACCCUGGUCCUGGCGGAACUGGCUGCCUGCACGGUCUCUCGUCUUGCGCCUUGCCUUCACUGACCCCACCCCGUGCCAGGAGCCGGCAGGCCCCUUUCUGCCGGCCACAUCUCCCCCGUCCGCUGACCACUUCUGUCCCUUCCGCACUGCUGCAGCCCACCUUUCCUCAUCACCCUUGCCGUAAGACGGACCUUACUGUAGGAGGCCGUGACACAGGUUAUGGGAACGAGAGUGAGCUGCCCCUAGUGUAUACUAGGGUAGGAUGGGCGGACAGGGGCGAGGGCAAGGCUGGACCUGGCGCGCCGCUUGUGUCUAACACAGCGCCUGCCCCUGGCCUCCUCCAUAUCACAUCUCACCACAAGUUGCGGGACUCACCCCUCCAGGGGACGCCGGAUCCUGUUAAGCUAUAUGGUUGUUCAUCAAGAUGGCAAGCUCUGUAAGCUUUUAUAUUGUAAUUUUCUAGACCCCAGAUUCUUCUCCUUCCAAGAGAAUUUAAUAGCAUGGUAAAAAGUAGUUAACCAUUUGAAGUAGUUUGAUAGGAGCAUAAUUUAUAUCUGAUUUGCCAUAGUUAAGAGUAGAUGGCUUGAUCUGGCCUAAGGUGCCAUGGGAUAGCCAGUAUCCUUAAUUAUUCACAGUCUCACGAGUCACUUAAACCUCGUGAGUCAGUUGUGCAGGACAAGCUUGUGACCCACCACCAGCUGUGCUCCAAUAUCGCCAAAACCAUAGCCAGGAGUUGCUGGCACAAAUGGCCUGGGCAAGUUUUCCAUCAAGUAAAUAUUAUACCAGAUCAGCUAGGACAGGGCCUUGUGGUACACACUCCAGUUGAACUAUGGCAUUGUGCCCAGCAUUUGUGAGCUUUGUGUAUAAAAUUUGUAUGGAAAACUUUUAGAUUUGUAUGGAAAUUCAAUAAAUAUUUGUGAUCUUUAAAUGAUCUUAAGUUGAUACAUGCUGUUAUGCUGGCUAUGCCUUUGCGUGACAUUUGUAGUUGAUUUUAAAUAUUAUAUGUUAAUUUUUAAUUAGACAUAGCUUUGAUCUAUUUAAAUUUUAAAACCAGACAUUGUGCAACAAAUUGUAUAUUUUAUUGCAGCAUUUAAGUGUAACCUACAUGACAGGGACAAUUAAACCUCUUUAAAUUGUUGCUAAGUGCACAAAUAUAUACAUUGAUUGUUAAAAUGCACAUGAUAGUCAUUGAAAAAUUUAACAUUUGAUUGUAUUUUACUCUAAAAUAAUACAGUACAUCAAAAUAUUGUAAAGUAUCACAAGUAGGGAUAAUAUAGGUUGUGUAAUGGUUCAAAAGGGUUUCAAUACACCCUUGAUGGGUCGAUUGAGAGUGUGUAGCAUUCUUGCCCUUGUAAAAGUGAUACUUUGUAAUGAAAUAAAGAUCCAAUAUAU
This is a messenger RNA of Homarus americanus (American lobster), 6279 nucleotides long. RefSeq names its product CUGBP Elav-like family member 4. The record is from RefSeq and is a predicted model, not a curated record. Gene Ontology annotation, cellular component: ribonucleoprotein complex; cytoplasm; nucleus. The transcript has 12 exons. Gene Ontology annotation, biological process: regulation of alternative mRNA splicing, via spliceosome; mRNA splice site recognition. Gene Ontology annotation, molecular function: mRNA binding. Lineage: Eukaryota; Metazoa; Arthropoda; Malacostraca; Decapoda; Nephropidae. The coding region runs from base 711 to 1865 and encodes 384 amino acids.